AUGCUCGCAACCAACCCAGGACAGCCAAGCAAGCCUCGGGCAGCAGACCAGCCGCCAUCCGAGAAACGAAGACGGACCGGCAAGGAUACCACCUCGCAUGGCCCCACGCUCGAGGUCGCCCUGGUCGACAUCGACCUGGUCGUCUUUGGCCGCUACGAGAUCAAGGCCUGGUUCCCAUCCCCCUACGUGAUCGACCAGCUGGAGUACCGGCAAGCCACAUCAGCCGCAAAGCCUCCCCCUCAGCCCGAGCCUGCAACCCUCCGCUUGAAACGCCAGAGUAACGGGCGGUUCCUCAAGAAGCAGCCCAAGAGCAGCAGACCAACCCGCCACACCCAUGCCUUCCAAGAGCAUCCGCCUAAUACCCUCCCCACUUCACCCUCCCACUCCACACCCCCGCCCGAAACCCACGACGACGACCAUCGGAUCCAAAAACACAACCGAUCGCCCAGCCCAGACUCCCUAUCCUCCUUGCAAUCCACCUCCUCGCCCCCCUCGAACCACUCCGACCUCCAUCAUCCAAACCAUCUCCUGCCCGUCCCGCCCAACCAUCUCUACCCGAGUCCCCAGUCUCACCCCUCCAGCCUCACCUCCGACCCCGGCCCCACCACAUCCCACCCCGCCUCAAACCAUCUCCUCCCUCACUCUCGUCCGCCCCCCGCCCUCAAGCUGUACGUCUGCGAUGGGUGUCUCAAAUACUUGUUCUCAUCCGAGUCCUACCUCCAGCACAAGAGCGGCAAGCUGAUCAUCCGCGAAGUGGACGGCUCGAGUGCCAAGCUGUACUGCCAAUGUCUGUGUCUGUUCGGCAAGCUGUUCAUCGACCACAAGUACAUCUUCUUCGACGUCGAAGGCUUCAAGUUCUACGUGCUGACGGAAGCGGGCGACGAAGCGGGGGGUCGGGAGACGAUUGUGGGGUUUUUCUCGAAGGAGAAGAUCAGCUACGACGGGUACAACCUGGCGUGUAUCGUGACGCUGCCACCGUUCCAGAACAAGGGCCACGGGACGCUGCUGAUCGAGUUCAGCUACGAGCUGGACCGGAUCGAGGCGGAGAAGGGUGCGGGGGUGUUUCUGGAGCACUCGCACAAGCAGGUUUUGGGGACGCCGGAGCGGCCGCUGUCGGCGCUGGGUGCGCGCGGCUAUCUGCGCUUCUGGACCGCCGUCCUGGUCCGCUUCUUCCGCACGCUCUUCACCCCGCCGGCGCCGCGUGCGGCCACCAAGGCGUCGGCGCGAAGAGGGGCCCCGCCGGCCGAGACGCCGAUCGCGAUCUCGCUCGAGCACAUCUCCCGCUCCACCCGGCUCCGGCCGGACGACGUCGCCUUCGCGCUCGAAGACGAAGAAGAGGCCUUCGUGAUCACGCCCCGGCUCGUCGAGCGCGUCGCCCGCAAAGCCAACGUCCGCCGCGCCCUCCUCGACCCCCGACACGUCCUCCUCAACCCUCUGUACACUCCCUUCCUCCCGCCCCCGUCUGUCCGUCCCCCCGCCCCACCUUUCUCCGAACCCACACCUAACCUCUGCCAGACCCGGCCCUCACGCCCGUCUCUCUGCGGAUCUCAAGCCCUUGAGCUCUUAAGACCUCAAGCCCUCAAGACCUCAAGCCCUCCAAAUCUCAAGCCCCAAAACCAUUAUCAUCAACAAAAACCUAACUCCUUCAAUCACUCAACCGCUCACUCAUAUCGACUCUUCCUCACUUUUCCCCACUCUCUCAUCUGA
Messenger RNA from Puccinia triticina, 1707 nucleotides. RefSeq lists its product as uncharacterized. Gene Ontology annotation, biological process: regulation of DNA-templated transcription. Gene Ontology annotation, molecular function: histone acetyltransferase activity. The coding region runs from base 1 to 1707 and encodes 568 amino acids. The record is from RefSeq and is a predicted model, not a curated record. Lineage: Eukaryota; Fungi; Basidiomycota; Pucciniomycetes; Pucciniales; Pucciniaceae. The transcript is spliced from 6 exons.